Messenger RNA from Macrobrachium nipponense, 783 nucleotides. RefSeq lists its product as uncharacterized. Gene Ontology annotation, molecular function: nucleic acid binding. The record is from RefSeq and is a predicted model, not a curated record. The coding region runs from base 1 to 783 and encodes 260 amino acids. Gene Ontology annotation, biological process: DNA integration. The transcript has 2 exons. Lineage: Eukaryota; Metazoa; Arthropoda; Malacostraca; Decapoda; Palaemonidae.
AUGCAGCCAAGUCAACAGCAGGAGCCGUGGUUAUGCAACGAGAACCCCUCUCGUCCUUUCGAAUCUGUAUCGGCUGAUUUCUUCAGUGUUGCUGGGAAAUCUUUCCUCGUGUAUGUAGACAGGCUAUCUGGAUGGCCAGUAGUGGUAAAAUUUGGUACUAAUACUACAGCAGAAGCAACGACACGACACUUCAGCCACAUCUUCCGAGACUUAGGUGUUCCUGUAAGGCUGAUGACAGAUGGUGGACCUCAGUUCACCAGCUCUGAAUUCAAAAAUUUUCUGGGCAGAUGGGGUGUUCAACAUGUGAUGUCCACACCCCACUAUCCCCAAAGCAAUGGCCAUGCUGAAGCAGCUGUAAAGAAGGUCAAACAUUUUAUCCUAAAGCCCCAUGCAUCAUCAUUCAAGCAGGAAUGGCAAGCAAAAGCAGAAGAAUACGACCGUCGUGCAGCAUCAUGUUCUCAAGCAGCCAAAAUACGGUAUGACAGCCAUGCACACCCUUUGGCACCACUUAAGCUUGAUGAUAAUGUCCGGAUUCAAGACCCUAUCUCUAAGCGAUGGGAUAAGACAGGCGUUAUAAUGGGCAUCGGCAAGUCGCGAGACUACCAUGUGAAGUUACCCUCAGGAAGAAUAUUAUGGCGUAACCGCCGUUUCUUACGCCCUGUACAUCUCCCUAAUUCACAAUUGCGGGAUGAGAUGCAACAGUAUCCAAAGAAGAAGGAUGUAGCCCCUGCUACAAGUCAACAACCGCAAAGUGACACACCUAGAGUAUCGACGUUCACCUAG